CCUAUCGAGUGAUAAAACGCCACAAGUGCAACAUUCUGUCGCGUUGAGGUUAGGAAGAUAGCGUGCAUUGCUACGGCAGUGCGGGACAGCUCGGCAUUUUGAAAGGCUCUCCUUCAGCUACAGGCUGAAGGCUGGCACCGCAGUAUGAGCAGUCUCGCCGACGCCUGGUGCAUCGAUGCCAGCGAUGGCGACGACCUGCAAUUCAUCGGUCCUCUGCUUUUAGGACAGACGAAAUGGCUCGGUGCCGCGAUGAUGCGCGACGGCAGCCUCGUCGGCGUGCCGGGCCACGCGCGGCAGGUUUUGAGGGUGGACCCGCGCUUGCAUAGGGUGACGCUGCUCGGGAGAAGCAGGGGCCAGGACGUGAACCGCAACGGGCGCAACGUCUUCAAGUGGCUGCGGGGAGUUAGUGUAGGAGACAAAGCGUACGGCAUUCCGAUGCACGGCGACGCGGUGCUGAAAGUGACGCCGCGCGUCCACAUUUCAAAAAUCGAAUUGCUCGACGUGGAAGCGCCGGGCGACUUCAAGUGGCACGGCGGCCAGCUCGCGCCGAACGGUUUUAUUUAUGGCGUGCCCUGCUACGCGAGCCGGGUUUUAAGAAUAGACCCGCGGACGGACGAGGUGUCGUAUUUUGGGGAUUUGGGCGAUGCGAAGGCCAAGUGGUACGGCGGCAUCUUGGGGCCCGACGGCAACAUGUACUGCAUGCCCUUCGCGGCGACUCGAGUACUCCGCGUGGUGACGGCCGAAGAUCGGUGCGAGCUCAUCGGGCCGGAGUUGACGGGGGGCGGCGCCCACGGCGGCUACAAGUACCACGGUGGGUUGCUGGGCCCGGACAACUGCGUGUACGGGUUCCCUAUGAAUGCGAAGACGGUGCUGCGGGUGAAUUGUCUCACGGGCGACGUAUGCGAACUCCCGUUGCCGGAGGACGAGCCGUUCAACGGUGGGAAAUACAAGUGGGGCGGCGGCUGCGUCGCGAACGGCUGCGUCUACGGCGUCCCUUCGGAUUCGUGCCGCGUCCUGAAGAUCGACUGUCGGAGGGGGACGGUGUCGUUAUUUGGAAGACUGCCGAAGCAGAAAAAUAAAUUCCAGGGCGGCGUGUUAGGGGGCGACGGUGGAAUUUGGUGCGUGCCCUGCGAUGCGGCAUACGCGUGUCGGAUCGACCCCGUUACGGACGAAGUGGCCAUCGUCGGAACGUUGCCGUCCCAACACGACAAGUACCAGGGCGGCUAUGCCGACGGGGACGGCAACGUCAUAUGUAUUCCAGAGUGCGGCCGGCGCGUGCUCAAGAUUAGAUCAGGGCGCGGGCACGAGGACGCGUUCGUCGACGCGUACUUGGCAAGGCUGGGCCUGGGCCGCGAGGCGCCGUCGUUGACGUAUCUUGCCCGACUCGUCGAGCAUCAUUUAGAACGCAUUCCGUUCGAGAACGUCGAGCUCGUGCUGGGCGGCACGCCCGACCUGUCGUCGCGCGCUUUACGAGCCAAGCUGCUCGAUAGAAGACGGGGCGGCCACUGCGUCGAGCUGAACGGGUUGUUUAGCGAGCUGCUCGCGAAGCUCGGGUUUGCCGUGCGACUCUUAGCGUGCCGCGUGCUGGCGGGGCCCGAGCGCGGCGGGACCGGCGCGUGGCGGGCCGUGCCGUCGCACGCGGCGAUGGCCGUGCGCCUCGACGACGGCGACCACUUCGUCGACGUCGGCCUCGGCGAGCCGCCGCUCGGGCCGAUACCCCUCGUCCUGGGGACGGCCGCUACGACGCCGGACGGCCUGGUCCACCAGAUAACGGAGGUCGAGGGCGGAAAUGACUGGGAGCUGCAAUGGCUCCUCGAUGGGGCGUGGGCGCCGCGGCUCCGCUGGCGCCGCGCCGACGGGCCGCGCUUCGACCACCACGCGCCGUCGUGUGGCGACUUUUACGCCGAGACGGAGCGGUGGCGGCGCCAGCCCCUCGGGCGCAAGCUCGUUGUUUGCAAACUCACGCGGACGACGAAGACGAGCGUCGUCGGCGCGAAGCUUCGGAUCACGACGCCGCGCGUAGGCGGCACCGUGACCGUCACGGAGCUGCGCACGGCCGACGCCGUCCGCGACGCGCUCGAGGCGCACUUCGGCAUCGUCUGCGCGGAGACCGAGGGCCUCGUCCUCCGCGGCGAUUGCGACGAGGAGGCGUACGAGCACCUUUGA
This is a messenger RNA of Pelagomonas calceolata, 2166 nucleotides long. The record is from the annotation of a GenBank genome assembly. Lineage: Eukaryota; Pelagophyceae; Pelagomonadales; Pelagomonadaceae.